AUGUACUUGAAAGACCGUCGACCUGUAGUUCUGACCCACAAUCCUGCUAUUGGACUUGAAGACACAAAAUUGGGGACUGGAUAUCAGCAACCUGCAAUACGCGCUACCAAUUUACUUUACCAUGUGAUUUCUUUCUGUCAACUGCUGCGUGCCAACAAAUUAGAACCGGAUAUCUUUCACUUGAACCCACAGAAGUCCAAAACUCCUCUUUUCUACCGAACAGUGCGUCUUGUGCCCACAUCAUUGGCCACUUACGCUGCCUAUUUGUUCAAAGCCUAUCCACUGGACACAUCGCAGUACGCUAACAUGUUCAACGCGACUCGCAUUCCCGAACUUUGCAAGGAUAAGCUGUUCAGCAAGCCUUCCGCUCGCCAUGUGCUGGUCAUUCGGCAGGGGGAGAUGUACGUGUUUGACGUGCUGGACCCGAGUGGUAAUCCGAUUCCGCCUCUUCAACUGCUCACCAAUAUCCGAUUUAUCCUAUUACAACCGGCAAGUCCAAACCCCCCAAACAUGGGUGUGAUCACCACGUUACCCCGGGAUGAUGCCUUUGCUGCACGUCAACGUCUGUUGGCCCUGAAAAAUCACGACAACUUAGCAUUUAUCGAUUCGGCGUUGAUCGCAUUAGUCUUUGACGAUGAACCGCUGUCGGAUCGUAUGCGGGAUGUUUUGCUCAAUUUUCUCGCCGGACCCGCUGGUUCCAGAUGGUUCGACAAGAGUGUCAGCUUGCUGAUCGACCGCGCCGGUCGGGCCGCCAUCAAUUUCGAACACAGCUGGGGCGACGGAGUGGCAGUGGUUCGUCUUGGUGAGAAUAUCUACGAACGCUCUGAGGCCUAUCCGGUGGUCGGUCCAGAGGACUUGGCUAGCAGUCUCAUGACACCUUCUGUGCGCCGAUUGGAGUGGGUUCUCGACGAUGCAUUCAUUCAUGAUCGGCUGUUACCUGGUCGAGAAGCCUAUAACACCCGUCGCCGAGAUAUUGUUUUGCGGUAUGCGCUUCAACACAACGGUUUGUCGAAGAGUUUGUGCAAGAAAACGCAAGUCAGCCCAGAUGCUAUGAUGCAGUUGAGCUUUCAACUCGCACAUGACUUGGUGCAUGGUCGACCAGCAGCCACUUACGAAUCAUGCAGCACCGCAGCCUUCAAGCACGGACGCACCGAGACUCUUCGCUCUGCCACAGUGGAAACCCGGCGGGUUGUGGAAUUGAUGCGCUCUGAGUCAAAUAUAGUUCACUCGCUUGGCGGCGGGAGAAAACCCGCAAACAACGCUGUUUCUGAGGCCGAGUUACUGCAGGCCUUAGUUGCUUGCUCCGUCCGCCACGCACGGCUAACGAAGGAGGCCGCUAUGGGUCAGGGUUGGGAUCGCCAUUUGUUCGCUUUGCGCCAUUUUGCACAUCGACAGAAUCGAAUCGCCCUACCAGACCUAUUUCUUGAUGAUAACUAUGCCUUAAUCAACACCAUCGUUUUGUCCACCAGUACGCUCUCUGCUCCUGCAUUCUCCAUGGGAGGGUUCGCCGCAGUUCACCAUGAUGGGUAUGGAAUUGCGUACCGGAUCAAAGAAGACGAAUGUGGCUCCGUGUUCACCAGCUGGCGCAGCUCAUCUUACACCAAAGUAGGCGAAUUAGCCGACGCAUUCGUUCUCAGUGCCGGAAGGAUUGCUCGUCUCCUUCAGAAAAUUGCCCGCUAA
Dicrocoelium dendriticum is the source of this 1680-nucleotide messenger RNA. Lineage: Eukaryota; Metazoa; Platyhelminthes; Trematoda; Plagiorchiida; Dicrocoeliidae. The record is from the annotation of a GenBank genome assembly.